Pteronotus mesoamericanus is the source of this 3302-nucleotide messenger RNA. It is a transcript of the gene L2HGDH, whose product is annotated as L-2-hydroxyglutarate dehydrogenase. The record is from RefSeq and is a predicted model, not a curated record. Bases 63 to 1454 code for a protein of 463 amino acids. Gene Ontology annotation, molecular function: (S)-2-hydroxyglutarate dehydrogenase activity. The transcript has 10 exons. Lineage: Eukaryota; Metazoa; Chordata; Mammalia; Chiroptera; Mormoopidae.
CCCCUGUAGUGUCUUGCUCUAGUGGCCGCUCUGGGGCUAGGGCAGGGGAGGGGUCGCAGGCGAUGGUCCCCUCGCUGCGUUACCUGGGCAGUGCCUACGGACUGGCCCGUGGGAGUUUCCCCGGGGGCUUCUCCGCGGCGUGCGGGCCCGCGCUGGGGAGGCCCCGGCCGCUGUGCCAGGGUGGCCGCAAAGCCAGCACUAGCUCAUUUGAUGUAGUCAUCAUCGGUGGUGGAAUUGUGGGGCUUGCCUCUGCCAGAGCCCUCAUCCUGAGACAUCCAGCACUUUCCAUUGGUGUUCUGGAAAAAGAGAAAGAUUUAGCUAUUCAUCAGACUGGACAUAACAGUGGUGUCAUACAUAGUGGAAUUUAUUAUAAACCUGAAUCUCUGAAAGCUAAAUUAUGUGUGCAAGGCGCAGCCCUCAUCUAUGAGUACUGUAACCAAAAGGGAAUUUCUUACAAGCAAUGUGGCAAGCUUAUAGUAGCUGUUGAACAAGAAGAAAUUCCCAGGCUUAAAGCCCUAUAUGAGAGAGGCCUGCAGAAUGGUGUCCAGGGGCUGAAGCUGAUCCAGCAAGAGGAUAUAAAAAAGAAGGAGCCAUAUUGUAGGGGUCUAAUGGCUAUUGAUUGCCCAUAUACCGGCAUUGUAGACUACCGUCAGGUGGCUUUGUCAUUUGCCCAGGAUUUCCAAGAAGCAGGUGGCUCUGUCUUGACCAAUUUUGAAGUAAAAGAUAUUGAAAUGGCUAGAGAAAGUCCUUCAAGCAGUGAAGAUGGGAUGAAAUAUCCAAUUGUUAUAAGGAAUACAAAGGGAGAGGAAGUUCAAUGUCAGUAUGUUGUGACAUGCGCAGGACUUUAUUCAGACCGUAUUUCUGAGUUGAGUGGCUGCAAUCCCGAUCCACAGAUUGUACCAUUCCGGGGAGAUUACCUGCUCUUGAAGCCAGAAAAAUGCUAUCUUGUGAAAGGAAAUAUUUACCCGGUCCCAGAUAGCCGGUUUCCUUUCCUAGGAGUUCACUUCACGCCAAGGAUGGAUGGCAGUAUUUGGCUAGGGCCUAAUGCAGUUCUUGCCUUUAAACGAGAGGGCUAUAAACCCUUUGACUUCAGUGCCAGAGAUAUUACGGAUAUAAUCACCAAGAGUGGCUUGAUUAAACUGGUGUUCCAGAAUUUCUCCUAUGGAGUCAAUGAAAUGUAUAGAGCCUGUUUCCUUAGUGCGACAGUGAAGCACCUUCAAAAGUUUAUCCCUGAAAUUACCGUCGAUGAUAUACUUAGAGGUCCAGCUGGAGUAAGAGCCCAAGCUCUGGAUCGAGAUGGAAAUCUGGUAGAAGAUUUUGUAUUUGAUGGAGGAGUUGGGGUUAUUGGAAAUCGCAUUCUUCAUGUGAGAAAUGCACCUUCCCCUGCUGCUACUUCUUCCCUUGCAAUUUCUGGAAUGAUUGCAGAUGAAGUGCAACAAAGAUUUAAAUUGUAAAUAAUGAAAGGGCUAGCUAUGCAUUUUAAUCUCCACAUUCAGCAACAUCCACAAGAGUGUACUAAUUGCAUUCUUUAAUUUAAGAAACAUGGUUUGAAAAUAGCGUUUUUUUAGAUAUCUCAUGUAAUAACCAUUGAAUUGUUAAGCUUAUGUAAAAUAGAAAUAAUUGGUUAAAAUCCAUGCUCUUUUACUUUGUGAAUAAAGAGAAAAGAUACAGUUGUAUCUGUCCUGAAUCCCUGUCUUUGUUAGUGACCUGUCCUCACCAACCAUAAUCUAGAGAUUUUGCUCUUUUAGAAUUUUGGAGAACGAUGGCAUAAAAAAUUGCCUAUUCCCUUAACUUUUUGACUGUAUAAUAUCUAAACUUUUUGUCUCCUGAAGACAAGAAAGUAUAUUGUAGGUUGCAGACCUUUUAAUUUUGAAGUCUUAGAAAAGCCCCCAUUUAAAGCAACAAUAUUUGUAUUUGGGAAUUAUUGAUUUUUGAAAAAUAUGUGAAAUUUCACAUUUUUAAAGUAUUAACUUGAGUAAGGUUCUACUGAGCUGAAUAUUUGCAGAGAAAUUCAAAGGCUUUUGUAUUCCCAUUCUCUUUAUAACCGACUUGGUGUGGUGUCAUCACCAAAAGAGAACAGCAGUACACUAUAGAUGGUUGUUGCCAACUCGUCAAUUUUCUGUGGUUGAGAAACUAAAAGGACAUAGAACUGAUAGGUUUUUACGAGAGCAAUUUUAGAAUCCUGGCGCUGAUACACAGAACUCUGUAAUUUAAAAAAUCAUUUACCUCUUAUAUCUCUGCUCUUUAGUUACACCAAGUUUCUCAGAUGUUAGCCAAGAUCACUAAUGAUUCAUGCUGACUUGGUUUUCCAGGGAUCCUAUAAACUUUUAUGAGGAUAUUUCUUCAUUUUUGGAAAAUACCUAACUCUGAGGCAUUCACUUUUGUAAACCGCAGAAGUGCCUUACAUUCAUGUGUACUUCAUGGGUAUUUUAAAUUAUUGGCCAGUGCCAUACUGUAUAUUAUAUGCUGUAUAUAUGUGUGUGGUAUCUGUUAAAAUGAUUCUUGCAAUCCAGAAAGUUGGAAAAUAGAAAUAUAAAUGAAAAUAAGGCAGCCUAGAGAUUGGGAAAACUUUUAUUACAGAACCAUCAUUUAGGUGAGAUGUUUUCUUCCAUUCCCUUACAUGUACUCUCUCAGGAAUAAUCAUGCUCUCUUUGUCUUUUUCUUUCUUUUUAUCACUCCAAAGAUGUGUGAUAAAUGAGUUAGAAGUUACAUGCAGUUUGGCUGUUAGAAAAAGCUUUUCUCUUUUUUCCUUUUCACUUCAAGUGUUUGUGAUUACAUUGAUUGAACUACCUCAUCCAUUAAUUUGAAAGGCUACACAUCAUCCACUCAUGUUCAAGAAGUAGCACAUCCCAGGUAAAUAGACUAGGCAAUUACUCAAAACUUGUAAUGAGCAUAUUUAAAGCAUUUGGAAACCAUUCACAGAAGAAACAGGCCCUAAUGGUUCUUCGUAACAACUGAUUCCUCUAAGAAAUGUGACACACAGGCUAUUUUUCUGUUGCAUUAUAAAACUGUUAAGAAAUGGAAAAUAUUACAAUUCUCUAUUUCAUCAACGGUAAGAUUGCAUAUGCACUAAGCUGUGAAAGACUGAAAUUACAAAAAUAACUGUCCUAAUUAAAGCAAUCCUUAUUCUAUGUGGGUAUAUGCUAUACCACCCAAAAAUGCAAGUGAAAAAUUUAUUGAAAGUGUUUUGAAUGUGUAGGUUAUUAACUAUUUGUAAAACAUUUUUGUAUUUAUGUCAAUAGGGUUUUAUUGUGUAGUACCAAUACACUUGACAAGUUUUGUGUAUUUCUGAGAGAAGAAAA